CACCCAAGGUUACGACGCCGGCUCCAAAUCCUAAGAAUCCCGAAGUUCUAUGCAGGGGAAAGAAGAAAGACGUAAUAUUUGCAGUGGAUAUGUCUAACAGUAUCUGGGAAGUAGAUUUCAAUACACAACUUAAGUUUCUGUCUGAUCUCGUCGGCGUCUUCGACAUUAACUCUGGAAAUACACGGGUUGGACUUCUGACGUUCAGUACUGGCACACAAGUGAAUUUCUACCUGAAUAAUUAUGCUAACGUUGAUGACGUCAAAAACGCCAUUCUUGCAGUGAAGCAAAAAGGAGGCUUGACAAAUACACAUCUUGCAUUGAAGGAAGUCCAAAAUGAUUUAUUAUCAUUCGAGCAUGGUGCACGAAAAGGUGUAGAUCACGUGGUCAUUGUAAUAACCGAUGGUGUCUCAAGACAGCAAAAACUGACGGCUUCACAGGCUGAUAUGUUACAUCAAGCAGGCGUUGAAGUUAUUGCAAUUGGUGUAGGAGAUAAAAUAGAUGUAGUCGAACUGAGUAACAUUGCCUCAAGACCUGAAUAUAUGUUUGAUGUGAAUGGAGGUUACAGUACACUGAAGGACAUCUCCAACAUACUGGCAAGAAAAACAUGUGAAGUGGUUUACUGAAUGACUGCCAGUUGAGAUUCACAGACUCGGAAGUACCUUGGUGUUUGUUAAAACUGCAAACAUUCUUUUGAACAUUAAAUGCGUUUGUGCUUUAAAUAGUGAAAUGUGAACGCAUACUGUAGAAGGUAGAACAAAUUGUGUAUAUUCACUAAGAUGUAAACUUUUAUUUAAUAAAUUAUGCAAAUGUUUA
Molecule: messenger RNA, 813 nt
Organism: Ruditapes philippinarum (Manila clam)
Lineage: Eukaryota; Metazoa; Mollusca; Bivalvia; Venerida; Veneridae
Product: cartilage matrix protein-like
Source: RefSeq, a predicted model, not a curated record